AUGAUUUGGCCAAUGUUUUUGCUAACAAUCCUUGCGAUUUUUCAUGCUGUGGCUUCCGAAGAACCUAAAAAGUACGGUAACUUUUCUGAAAUUUGAAUUUUCUUAAUGAUUCUGGAAUUUUUCAGACAAGAAGCCGUGAAAGAUAUGGGUCUUCAAUUCAAACUGAAAUUGGAUGAAGGCUGGAGAGAAUAUCCAGAAUAUGCUGAAAGAUUUCCAGACGCGAACACAAUCAACGAGGAUUUCAUAGAUCGCUUCCUGUUUGCACAAAGUGUCAGACCGACGACUCCAAAAUCUGAAAAUCCUGAAAGAGAGAUUUAUUCUCCCAUGUGGUAG
Molecule: messenger RNA, 333 nt
Organism: Caenorhabditis angaria
Lineage: Eukaryota; Metazoa; Nematoda; Chromadorea; Rhabditida; Rhabditidae
Source: the annotation of a GenBank genome assembly